Messenger RNA from Menidia menidia (Atlantic silverside), 4992 nucleotides. The record is from the annotation of a GenBank genome assembly. NCBI's taxonomy places the organism in Eukaryota, Metazoa, Chordata, Actinopteri, Atheriniformes, Atherinopsidae.
AUGGGAACAGAAAGAAGAAUGAAGCUGCAGCUGCUCUCCUCACUGGCCUUUAUGUCCUUGAUGUCUCUGGUUAAUGGGUCUUCAGUGAUGGUUAUGUCUGCUCCCAACCUGCUGCGGGUGGGAAAUGCAGAAAACAUUUUUGUGGAAUGUCAGUACUGCCCUGAUGACACCAAACUCAGGGUUGAAAUCAUCGUAAUGAGCUAUCCGACAAAAUCCAAAAAGCUUUCAUCCACAUCUUUGGAUCUGACGAGUGAAAACAGUUUUCAAGCAUUUGGGCAAAUUAAGAUCCCGGGGGAAGACUUUAGUCAACAUUCCAAUACGAAAGAGUAUGUUUACCUGCAAGCUCACUUCCCCGAUGUAAUACUAGAAAAAACUGUCUUGGUGUCAUUUCACACUGGAUAUUUCUUCAUCCAGACAGACAAGACCCUCUACACACCCAAUAGCAAGGUCUAUUACAGGAUAUUUGCGCUGACACCCAGCAUGGAGCCUGUGGACAGGAACAACAGGACGGACUUGGACACUGCUAUUGCCAUUGAGUUUGUGACUCCUGAUGGCAUCAUUUUACCACUUGAACCAGUGUCUUUGAGGUCAGGGAUGUACUCUGGACACUUCCAACUUCCUGAAAUUGUUGUUUCUGGACUUUGGAAAGUGAUGGCACGGUUCCAAAGCAAACCACAAACAAGCUACUCUGCAGAGUUUGAAGUCAAAGACUAUGUACUUCCCACUUUUGAGGUUAAACUCAUGCAUCGAGGCUCUUUCUUCUUCGUGGACACUCAAGAGCUCAGCAUUGACAUCAAAGCUACAUAUCUGUUUGGAGAGCCAGUGCACGGAUCUGCCUAUGGUGUAUUUGGAGUUCAGCAUGAAAAUCAGAGGAGAAGUCUUCCUAGCUCACUUCAGAGAGUGGUGUUAAAGAAUGGAGAAGCAGUCCUAACACUGAAGAAACAACACGUCACACAGACUUUUGAAAACAUCACUGAUCUUGUGGGGAGCUCCAUAUAUGUGGUCGUCAGUGUGCUAACAGACAACGGAAGUGAGAUGGUGGAAUCAGAGUUGACAAAUAUUCAGAUAGUCACUUCACCUUACUCCAUCCACUUCACAAAAACGCCAAAAUAUUUCAAACCCGGCAUGUCUUUUGAUGUUCUGAUUGAAGUUCUUAAUCCUGACGGCACUCCGGCACAAGGUGUUGCAGUGGUGAUUGAUGUGGGUCAGGUGCAGGGUGUCACUUCAGCCAAUGGCCUUGCCAGGCUUUCUAUCAAUGCAGUGGGAAAUGAACACCCACUAACUAUCACAGCAAAGACCAAUGAUCCACAUGUCUCAUCUGAAAGGCAAGCAUCCGCCAGCAUGACAGCUCUCCCAUACACCUCCAAGAGCAACAGUUACAUCCAGAUAGGGGUGGAUGCAGCUGAAGUAAGAGUAGGUGAAAACAUGAAAGUCAACCUGUACUUCAACAGGCAAGAUAGUGCGCAACUGGAUAUCACACACCUGAUCUUGAGCAGAGGUCAGUUGGUGAAAUACGGUCAUUUUAAGACAAACGGACAAGCUUUGAUAACCCUGAUUAUCACUGUUACCAAAGAGAUGCUGCCAUCAUUCCGUAUUAUAGCCUACUAUCAUUUAAAUGAUAAUGAAGUUGUGUCAGACUCCAUUUGGGUGGACGUGAAAGACGCCUGCUUGGGCUCGCUAACGUUAGAGAAAUCAAAGCCUUUGCCAUUCUAUGAGCCAAGCAAGAUGUUCAGUCUCAAAGUCACAGGAGACCCAGAGGCCACAGUGGGACUGGUUGCAGUCGACAAAGGCGUCUUCAUCCUGAACAAAGGGCAGCGCCUCACUCAGAAAAAGGUUUGGGACACCGUAGAGAAAUAUGACACAGGGUGCACACCUGGUGGAGGGAAGGACGGUUUGGGUGUGUUCUACGAUGCCGGGCUGCUGUUUGAGUCCAACACAGCUUCUGGGACUCCAGACAGACAAGAGAUUAAAUGUCCGGCCCCCAGCAGGAGAAAGCGAACCACUGCGAUGAUGAAUUUCACGACCAGCUUGUUGAGUCGAUAUGAUACCGAGCUCCAGCGCGACUGCUGUUUGGACGGCCUGAGGGACACGCCUAUUUCGUACGCCUGUGAGCGGCGCAGCGAGUACAUAUUGGACGGUGCAGCCUGCAUUGAGGCCUUCCUGCGCUGCUGCACGGAGAUGGAGAAACAGCAGGCUGAGAAGAGGAAAGAGAGCCUCCUGCUGGGCCGCAGUGACGCAGAUGACAGCAGCUACAUGGACAGCAAUGAAAUUAUUUCCCGCACCAAGUUCCCUGAAAGUUGGUUGUGGUCAGACAUCAAGUUGCCCGCUUGCCCUGAAACCAAGAGGAGCUGUGGAACCACAUCAGUUACGAAAAAUUUUCCUUUGCAAGAUGCAAUCACGACGUGGCAGUUCAUUGGCGUUGGUCUGUCAAGGACCCAUGGCAUCUGUGUGGCCGACCCAUUAGAGAUAAUUGUCCGAAAGGAUUUCUUUGUUGAUCUAAAGCUCCCCUACUCAUCUGUCCGCGGAGAGCAGCUGGAAAUAAAAGCAGUCCUUCAUAACUAUGACGUAAAUCCCGCCACUGUUCGUGUGGAUCUAAUGGAGGCGGCAGAUGUGUGCAGCGCUGCUUCCAAGCGUGGGAAAUUCCGCCAGGAAGUCAAACUAGGACCAAAAACCACACGGUCCAUUCCCUUUGUUAUUAUCCCCAUGAAAGAAGGAGUGUUCCCUAUUGAGGUCAAAGCAUCUGUUUUGAAUGCACCAGUCAGUGACGGAGUCGUGAAGAUGCUUCGAGUGCUGCCUGAAGGCCAAUUGAUAAAGUAUCACCAGACUAUAACUUUGGACCCUGACAAAAGAGGUGUAGAUGGCAAACAAGUGGAGCACAUCAACAGCAGAAUUCCUCUAUUGAACAUCCUUCCAAACACACCAACCAGCACCCAGGUCUUAGUGACAGGGAGGCAGCCUGGAGAACCGCUGAGGAACGCUAUAGGCGGGGAAUCAAUGAGCAGGCUGAUCUACCAGCCCUCUGGCUGUGGAGAGGAAAACAUGAUCCACAUGACCCUGCCUGUCAUUGCGGUCACAUAUUUGGACAAAACGAAAGAGUGGGAAUCCGUGGGCAUCAAAAGACGCGAUGUAGCCCUGCAACACAUAAGGACUGGAUACAGGAACCAACUUGCCUACCGUAAAAAAGAUGGGUCCUAUGCCGGAUAUACUGAUCACCAAAGCAGCACCUGGCUGACCGCUUAUGUUGUCAAAGUGUUCGCCAUGGCCAAUCAUCUGGUUGCCGUGCAACGCAAGGACAUCUGCGACUCUGUCAGGUUUCUCAUCCUCAGCACCCAGCAAGCGGACGGGCAGUUUGUCGAAGUCGGAAGAGUCUCCCACCAGGAGAUGACAGGUAAUGUCUUUGGCUCGGAUUCAGAUGUCUCCAUGACGGCCUUUUGCCUCAUUGCCAUUCAGGAGUCUCGCAAGACCUGUGAAACCACCCUCAGUAGUUUAUCGGACAGCUUGGACAAAGCAGUGGCCUACCUGGAGAAGCGCCUGCCGAGUUUGGUCAAUCCCUACGCCGUGGCGAUGACAUCAUAUGCCCUGGCCAAUGAAAACAAAAUGAACCUGGAGGUCCUCCAUGAUUUCUCUUCUCCAGACUUAUCCCACUGGCCUGUCCCGAUGGGACGCACUCACACGCUGGAGGCCACAGCAUAUGCUCUCCUGGCUCUGGUCAAAAACAAGGCCUAUAAAGACGCUGCGCCCGUUGUGAGGUGGUUCAACAAACAGCAAAGAGAGAGCGGAGGCUUUGGAUCAACUCAGGCCACCAUGACAGUGUACCAGGCUGUGGCCGAAUACUGGGCCAGUGACAAAGAUUCCGACUAUAACCUUAAAGUGGACGUCAAGCUGCCCGGCAGGUUGAAGCUAGACAAGUACAACUUUAACAGAGGGAACCACCAUGCCACACGAACAUCUCGGUUCCAUCACGUAAACCAGAACGUGACUGUAACGGCAUAUGGUCCCGGAGAGGCAACCGUGACUAUGGUGUCACUGUAUUACACCUUGCCUAAAGAAAAGGACAGCGACUGUCAGAGGUUUAACUUAUCAGUGGAGCUCAUUCCAGAGAAAAUGAGUGAAGAUGAGAAGAUAUACAAGCUGAAAAUAGUUGUUUUAUAUAAGAACAGACAUCGUGAUGCAACCGUGUCAGUUUUGGAUGUUGGCUUGCUGACUGGUUUCACCGUGAACACAAAAGACCUUAACCUGCUGUCUAAAGGCCGUGCCCGUACCAUUGCCAAAUACAAGGAAAACAACAGUGAGUCAGAAAGAAGCUCCAUCAUUAUCUACCUGGACAAGGUUUCCCACACACAGCCAGAGGAGGUCACUUUUAGGGUCCAUCAGAAGCUGAAAGUUGGCCUCUUACAACCAGCGGCUGUAUCAGUGUAUGAAUAUAACCAACAACAUGAAGCAUCCUGUGUGAAGUUCUACCAUCCAGAGAGGAAAGCUGGCCAUCUGCUGCGUCUUUGUAGGAAUGAUGAAUGCACAUGUGCUGAAGAGAACUGUAGCAUGCAGCUAAGGGGUCAAAUUAACAACAAUAAUCGUUCAGCCAAGGUUUGCGAAACGCAUCAGACCAGCAGAACAGAUUUUGCGUACAAAGUGAGACUGGAAGAGUUCACAGAUGGUUUGUCAACUGAUGUUUACACGGUGGAAGUGCUCAGUAUCAUCAAAGAGGGAAAUUCAGAUGUGGGUCCGCUGGGAAAACAACGUAUUUUCCUCAGUUACCGGCACUGCAGAGAAGCUUUAGAUCUUGGUGUAGGCAAAACUUACCUCAUCAUGGGCACUUCCAAAGAUAUCUACACAGACGCGAAGAGUCAGUCCUACCAGUACGUGCUUGGUGAAAGGACUUGGAUCGAGUACUGGCCCACAGAAAAGGAGUGUGCAACUGAAGAUCACAAACUUACCUGUGACGGUUUAGAUCAAAUGGUUGAGCAGCACAAGCUCUACGGAUGUCGAGAUUAG